This is a messenger RNA of Eurytemora carolleeae, 1281 nucleotides long. RefSeq names its product metabotropic glutamate receptor-like protein R. The transcript has 9 exons. The record is from RefSeq and is a predicted model, not a curated record. The coding region runs from base 503 to 1150 and encodes 215 amino acids. Lineage: Eukaryota; Metazoa; Arthropoda; Copepoda; Calanoida; Temoridae.
UCCUGAUUAUAUUGAAAAGAUGAAAUGUAUACAUUAAAAAAAGAUUGAUCAUAAAACGUUUUUGAAAUAGUAUAGGUAAUUAUAGUUACUUCAAAAAAAUUGAUUUAAGCUCUGACGAGUGCGGAAGUCCACAGGGAGGAGUUCUGGAUUUCUUAACAUUUAUAGGGAUAUCAACUAAUAUCGUAGUUUCGGCGAUAAACGCAAUAAAUUCAAUAAACAACAACAAUAACAACAACAACGACAACAACAACAAUAACAACAACAACAACAAUGAUAACAAUGAUAAUGACAAUGUGUUCAUGAUCACAGUAACUAACUCUAGACGGAGAAGAGAAGUUGUGGAUAAAUUUUCUUUAUCUGCAUACCAAUGGCUCUGUUCAGCUAAAGCGAGAUUUGGGAACGGUGUUGAUAAUCUAGAUAAACUGAUUUUGUUUGUUUACAAAUUGAAUAUAUCCUUCAUGUACAACAUAAGCUCUCACGACUGUACAAUUUAAAGAAUGAGAUGAAUAUCGGAAUUAUUACUCUUGCCCUGGGAUUCAUUUUUCUCCCGUUCUCCGAGCUUAAACUUAUCUCUGGUAGCAAGAAAUCAAGACAUAAAUAUAAAGUUGUAACCCCAGCUCCAGUUUGUGUAGAGCAACAGGAGAGCGUGUUUUCUGUCACAGGGUUUCUAACUUUCAUGGUUGUUGCUGCCACAGCAGUCAGCAACGUCAUUACGAACAUAGAUAACAACAACAACAAUAACAAUAACAACGAUAACAAUGAUAAUGUUAACAAUAACAACCAGAUCUCCGAGAGUGCUAACGCUGAAAAUAUGGGGAACGCAAAGCGAUCAUUCCCAGUUUUGAUAUCUUCAGAUGAAACCCAAUAUUCAAGGAAUAAAUCUAGUUCAUGGUUUAAUGGCUGGAACUAUGCUGGACGAACAGUUCAUAAUCGAGAAAAAGAAGAAUCAUCUUGUAUGAAACUUCUUUUGUGUCUAUUUUUAAACCCGGAGAAGACAGAACCUGCGGACCAUCGUUCAGAGAUAACGAAGCUAGGGUUUGGGUUUGCAGUUGGAGAUUGGAUGUGCAUCCAUCCUUUAGAUAUAUUGAACAUUUAUAGAUUAGGGCUAAGAAGAUCGUGCUUACAGAGCUACAAGUGCUUUAUUGAGUAGGGACGAGAUUAAAUAAAGCUAAUUACAUAAAGGGUGGUUCAAGAAGAUUGGGAGGCUAGAGAAAAAGGCAAAGUGAAUAGAAAAAAUAUAAAGAGAGAAAAGAUGGUUCUCUUUUCUAUUUUAAUAAUUCU